Zychaea mexicana is the source of this 570-nucleotide messenger RNA. RefSeq lists its product as uncharacterized. Gene Ontology annotation, molecular function: small GTPase binding; guanyl-nucleotide exchange factor activity. The record is from RefSeq and is a predicted model, not a curated record. The transcript is spliced from 4 exons. Gene Ontology annotation, cellular component: nucleus. Bases 1 to 570 code for a protein of 189 amino acids. NCBI's taxonomy places the organism in Eukaryota, Fungi, Mucoromycota, Mucoromycetes, Mucorales, Lichtheimiaceae. Gene Ontology annotation, biological process: protein import into nucleus.
AUGGAGACUCGACCACUAUAUGGAGGCGCCAUUAGCUGCGCUGUAGCCAAUUCCUUUCUCGAUGCCAGCCAAGUUCGACAGAUCCCGGAUAAUCAAGAAGUGUUUGUAGACACAGAAACACAACAAAGCCUCAUUAUCGAAUUACUUGAACCUGUUGAAGCAGAAGAUGAGCGCAUUGCAAGACUCCAUUUCGAACAACUAGCAAGAGACAAUGAAGCUGCGGCAACAGAAAUCUUGAAGCUUGAGCGCAUACCCACCGAGACUGCAACACCUCGACUUCCGCCUUCCACAACGAACGUACAUGUACUGCGAGGCAAUCAAAAAGUGGCCAAAUUCGACGAGGCCAAAAAAAUGGCUUUUAAUACUGUGCAAAUUAUGAUGGCAGUCGUUCGACUCCAACAAGUAUCCACGGAUUUGGUUAUUUCAAUCAAUGCACCUGUUUUGAUUGCAUCUGGCAGCAGUGAUCAGCAACAGCAGCAGCAGGAAAGCACGACUGUCCUUGACGUUGAAAAGCAUAUGCAAGAAGUGCUAAGUGAACUAAAAGUGAAUGAUUGGAGUCUUUUUGGAUGA